GAUCGCUCACUCAUUCAACGCAGCUCUAACCACAUUCCGGCCUAUCUGGCGCCUGUACUAUCCCCCUAAAUUUACUCUCGACUAGAUGGAGCUCAGGCUCUUGGUACCAGCAUCUCCAGAACUACAGUCGCCAGGACCCAGUAUUGAUCUAGAUGGUCAGCGGUGGAUCCUGACGGAACCUCUCGAUGUUAAUGGCGGAGACAUACCGCCAUACGUCUGUGUAUCCUAUGUCUGGGGGAAGGACACGAUGCCCAACUUGAACCCCUUCCACCCCGAUAUUCCCAUGUCCUCCCGAACCCAUUCCGUCGUGUGUGCCACAGUUAGGAGCAUACGACCUUCCGCCAUUUGGGUAGAUGCGUUCUGCAUCCCUCCCUCACCGGUCGUUACAAGGCGGGCUACGCUCGAGAGUAUGGGAUACAUAUACGGACACGCAAAAUGCGUUGUCGCCGUCUUGUCUCCCCAUUCAUUUUCUGCAGUGCUCGAAAUGAGUAGGGUUAGAAAUCCUGAUGAGACCAAGUUCUAUCUGUUGGAUAUUCUUGAGAAGGAUUCAUGGGUGGAGAGCAUAUGGACAUAUCAAGAAAUUGUGAAUAACACCGAGAUUUUCUUCAUUGGUGAAGACUCUGGCGGGGCCGUUUUGGAGGGUCCGCUUGCGGCUCGCAGACGUUACCCCAAACUCGACGCCUUCGAGGACUUGGUUGCCGACUGGCGGUGUGACUUACCUUGUAGCCGCUGUGCGGCGGGGAUCAUCUCAAACCUGGAUCGUCGUGUUUACGACGACAAGAAGAACUAUUUUUACUCAAUGAUUGGGGCGGUGGCUGAUACACCAUCAGGAAGGUCCACAGCAUCGACAGUCGACUCUCUCGCAGAGAAGUUCAUGUCAAUUUGUGAACGGAAAGGCGAUUAUUCAUUCAUAUUCACCUCUACACCACGAGACGAACGUCCCGGUUACCGCUGGCGCCCUAGACCAGGCAUGGUUCGCGCACUCAUCACGUAUCGCUGUGAAGGAGAGCGAUUGGAAGGAGUUCGAGAGGGAGACAAUAUCAUGCUCAAAGAUAUCAUUAUCGCACGUCGAGCACCUUCCGUCAAUUCGAAUGGAAUUUCAUACAUCAGGGAAUGGCUGAAACUCGGGAAAAAUGCGGAGUACGAAACGGAUGAAAUACUGGCUUUGUUCCUCCAGGCGCUACGCACCUUGGAUUUUACUGGGAGCCAACAUUACAUUACCACAGACGAUGGCGCAUUCUUCCCUCAGAAUGAGAUUUCUCAGGACACCCCGGUGCUGAUAUAUAUAUCUCGUUCGUUGCGGUAUGCGAACUUCGGUGCACCAGGUUUGGCAGUUAUUGGCGAAGGGCAGCAUAAAGUCUACAUACCGGGCGUAUUUGCAGGCUUCAGAGAUGUAGAGAGUCAAUCGGAGAUACUCCUGUGAAGUAAAGAGUCCCUCGAACGAUGACAUUUCUGUGGAUUUGGACCAACGUCGCAGUAAUCGUGUAGACUAUCCUCUCUC
This is a messenger RNA of Somion occarium, 1501 nucleotides long. Lineage: Eukaryota; Fungi; Basidiomycota; Agaricomycetes; Polyporales; Cerrenaceae. The record is from the annotation of a GenBank genome assembly.